Messenger RNA from Oncorhynchus gorbuscha (pink salmon), 2433 nucleotides. RefSeq names its product collagen alpha-1(I) chain-like. Lineage: Eukaryota; Metazoa; Chordata; Actinopteri; Salmoniformes; Salmonidae. The record is from RefSeq and is a predicted model, not a curated record. The transcript is spliced from 25 exons. The coding region runs from base 1 to 1893 and encodes 630 amino acids.
AUGUAUAGACUUAUAUUCUCAUGUGAUGAACACACCUAUGAGGGCUCCUUGGUCGACAACUAUGAGCAUUCAGGAUACCCACAACCAGAGGAAUACCCACCGGAGCACACUCACAGCUAUGAGGAGCAGCAACCCUCAUCUGGAUAUGACCCCUAUGUACCAGCACCCACCAGCGUGAGCAUGAUCACAGAGGACUCCUACCCCUACACCACCACCACACAGGUGCCAUACGAGCAGGAGCCCUACUACGAAGAGUCGCUCCAGGCCCCUGGUGGUGGGGAGGCUUCUCUGGGGGAGGAGGGGCCAACAGACUGUAACUGUGAGCCAGGAGAGCCAGGGUUCGCUGGGUUUGCAGGGCCCAAGGGAGCCAGAGGACUGCAAGGUAAAGAUGGCUUCCCUGGGGCUCAAGGACGCGAGGGGUACAAAGGAUUCAAAGGAGUUCUAGGAAGAGGAGGAGACACAGGGCCUGAGGGUGACUCCGGGCCUGAUGGGGAGGAUGGUGCCUCUGGUUUCUCUGGAGCCCAGGGCUUGCCUGGUCUUCCUGGCGAUCCAGGUGAGACUGGGGUGCGAGGUCUGAAGGGUGACAUCGGUAUGGAGGGGCCACGCGGAGGAGUCGGGGUCACGGGUGAGACUGGUCCAGUUGGUGAGGCAGGGCCAGGUGGGCCUGAUGGAACUGGAGGUAUCAAGGGAUCAACUGGAGCAGAAGGGAAACAGGGUCCUGAGGGAACAGACGGGGAAAAGGGUCAGAUUGGAGCACCUGGAUUCUCAGGAGACCAUGGGGAGAUGGGCUAUAAUGGGUAUCCUGGAGAGCCAGGAGGCAGAGGAGAGACCGGUCACAAGGGUGACCAAGGCCCAGGGGGCAUGCCAGGCAGUGAUGGGGAGCCUGGAGAGGAUGGUCCUCUUGGAGUUCCUGGGGUGAUCGGCUUUCCUGGAGAGUUUGGACAAAAGGGCGCGAGAGGGGAUCGUGGUGUGAGGGGACCUCUUGGGAGAGUAGGAGCUGGGGGGCCUCAAGGAGAGAGGGGAGAUGCAGGAGUUCCAGGGAAACCAGGACCUAAAGGCCUGCAGGCCCAGCCUGGAGCCAAAGGGGAGACAGGUCCCGAUGGUGAUAAGGGUGGGGUUGGAAUAACUGGAGUGAAGGGAGGGAAAGGAGACAAGGGAAGUUUUGGAGCACAUGGUGACAAAGGACAGCAAGGGGAGAGAGGUACCAUCGGCCCUGAUGGCAUUGUUGGACUAAAUGGACCCCCCGGCAUCCCAGGCUCCAGAGGAGAGCCAGGUCCAGGUGGUGACCUGGGCGUCAAAGGUGGCUCUGGACCUAAAGGAGUGCCAGGUGCCCCUGGCCCUGGGCUGACAGAUGAGCAGGUAUUGCAGUUGUGUAAAGGAGUGGUGACAGCCCAGAUCUCCCAGUAUGCGGCUUCCAUCCGGGCCAAGUGUUCCCAAGGCUGCCCCAUCAACAACCGCACACUCAUUGGGCCGCCCGGAACCAGGGGACCAACUGGAGAAUCAGGCAAACCCGGUAAAGCGGGCAAAGCUGGAGUCAAAGGAGCAAGGGGCAUCCAAGGGGACACAGGAGUGGAUGGUCAGAAGGGGGCGGAGGGGGAAAGAGGAACAAAAGGUCCGAAAGGAAAGGGGGGUGAGCCUGGUAAAGGUCUGCCAGGACACGAUGGGCAUCAAGGCCUCAGAGGGAUGCCAGGCCACCCAGCAGAGCCAAAUAACGGUAUGGCAGGUCCCAGAGGGCCCCGUGGUUUCACAGGCGCUUUAGGUCAGCCUGGCAUGGCGGGCAACGCAGGAGUGCCCGGCUUCUGUGAGGCACGGGACUGCAGCAUUCACGCGCCUGUGAUGCGCAAGGAGCAGGGCCUAGUGAAGGGACCCCGCGAUCUAAGCCCCAAGAUCUAACCCCAACAAGGAGCUUCAGGAAAAGGUGAAGGAAUGGUCAACGAUGAGGGGUCAUGUUGGACGGUCGCUCCAUGGCAACGUUGGGGUUAAUUCCAUUCACAUCUCAGCCAUACCAGGAAUUGAAGUUGACAUUGAGUUUUGAACUGGGAAAUGACCCAUGUGUACAGCGUUGAUCUUUUUGAAUUUCAUAGCUAAUUCAAUUCCUGUAAUGACUGAUAUUGAAAUGGAAUUAAUCCGAGCACUGUUCAAUGUGGCUCACCAGUGUUGGAAGGGUUUGGUGGGACACGCUGGACUCUGCACAGGGAGAUGAAGGCUCCCAAUGAACUCUAAUGUUUAGGCAUAAUUGAUCACUUUUUUCUAGGCGAAAACAAUCCUUAUGAAUUUUUGUAUGCUAAAACAAAAAAUUAAAUUGUCUUCCUCCAAGCAAACCAUAAGUAAAGGGGCUUGAGAAACUGGCUAAAAGAAAUUGGCAGAAAAUGAAACUUGCAGGUGUCUCUGGCUACCAGUCAGGUUUAGUUUUUGAUAUGAUCAACAAUGCUG